CACACCCUUUGAGGCUAUAAUUAAAUAACGGAAUAAUUAGUAGAUUAAAUGCACUUUAGAUACAGCACAUGCUAUACUGUAUAGGCUAAACACUUCCUCCGUCUGAGACUAAACACGUGUGGUGUAAUUCCAGUGACUCGGCUCGUUCUCUCCUCCCAGACAGAUGAUCUUGAAAGUUAAGCUGUGUACUUUCACUUUGCGUGUGUUCUGGAAACGUGUUACAUUCUGUUUCUUCCUUCAAGGAGCGUUCAUAACAGUAGACUACCUUUGGUUAAAAAGUGUCGGGGUUUUAACAGGAAUUACGACAUGCUGAAAACAGUGAGAGUGUUUUGCGGAAACCGAAUCGUCGACUUAUUAAUAAUAAGUCUCCUCAUGUGUUUCUUCGCCCUCUUGUCUGAAGUUACUACAGAACCAGUGAAAACACCACCACCCACAGUUGAAAUAAUUCAGAAUGGAAGUCAUCUGAAUUUUAUAGCAAGCCCCCCUAACUCAAGUUCACCUCACUGCUGGCAAUACACGUUUCAGUACAGAAAAUGCAAUGAGAAACCAGUCGAUGUUACUGCAACUGAAAAAGACAAAUGGCUCACCAAGGUGGAAUACGACGCUGCCUGCAAGUACACUGUUCAAGUGCAGGCAAAAUACGAUACAAUGUACUGUGGAAAAGCUGAACCUGACAGUGACAUGAGCAAACCUGUGUAUUUUGGUGUGAAUGGUGAUCCAAGUGUGCCAUUUAAAGUGGUUAUGAUAAUCAUCCCUGUAAUAGUGUGUGCUUGUCUUUUCAUUGCUAUAGUGCUGUAUAGGAGGUACAAGGACAAGAUUCUCCCCAAAGUUCCCAGGCCAUCAGAUCUCUUCAAGGAUAUGAUGGACAAUAACAGAGAAGUGAUAAGGAACCUAGAGCUCUAUGUGCCUAAAGAAGAGGUGGUGGAUAAGAUCCAUGCGGAGUCGACAUGCCUACAGCGCGGAUUCUAAUCACCACAUACAGGAUGAACAUAUUCCAGAUGAAGAUGCUCAGCAAAGAAGGAAAACAGUGCAGCUUUGCAAAUACACUGUUACCCUAGCCAAAGUGCAGCCAUAAUAUACUAUCAAAUGUGAUAUCUUCUAUAAUUCUGCCAGAUGUUCUUCAUUGCCUUAUUCAAAUCAGAGCUGGAGACUGAGAUGGUCAUGAGAGAAACUUCUUUCAAAAUAGUUUUCUGUUGACUUUGUGUUAUUUUGGGACUGAUAUUUUCCUGCCUUUAAUUUUUAAUGCCUGAGUGAUACACACCACUCUAAUAUGGAAAAAAAAAUUUUAACAGCAGGCCAGAAUUUGUUUUCUAAACUGUGGUGCUGUUGCUGGGUGUCAGUACUGAAAAAUGUUCAAAAACACAUUGUUUUCCAUCCAUUAUCUAUGUCAGUUUCAGUGCAGGUUGCCAAUUUAUCACAGGGCUAUAUUAAUUUUUGUCACAUAUUACUGAAUCAGACACAUUUCUAGGCCAAGAGAAUAUGGUUGUGGUGAGGUUGUGGCUAAAUGCUAGAUAGCUAGGUCAUAUUCUCAGUGAGGAGUUGCCUAUAAUGGACAUGUUUAGCUAGCUAUGCUUGUUCAGCAACAAUGUGAUUUUUGGAAUCUGGUUAAGUGAUGUCCUCGAUGUCAUAUUUGUCAAACAUUAUAUCUUGAACAUGUCCACAGAGAAAAAAAUUGUAAGCAUCAAGGGCCUUGUAUGCCUUCCAGGACCGGCGUGAGAUUGACAACCGUGCUCUACACUCCUCUCCCCAAACAUGCUCUCUUCUGGACUUGUCCUUCAGCUGUAGACAGGCAGUAUGCGUUCAUGUGUUUUAAAGGAGUGGCAUUGGAAGUAGAGCUGAAGGGAGGGGUUGGAAUUUUUCAUUUGGAUACUUUCAAAAUCUUUUGAAAAAAUUGCUGCUCUGUGUGUGUGUGUUUCAACAGUAAUAUGAAAUUUAUUGUGUCACCAACAUGCAGGGGCGGCCUGGUGGUGUAGUGGUUAGUGCUGUUGCCUCACAGCAAGAAGGUCCGGGUUUGAGUCCCAUGGCUGACGAGGGCCUUUCUGUGCGGAGUUUGUGUGUAGAUGUGAAUGGCUGUCUGUGUCUAUGUGUCAGCCCUGUGAUGACCUGGCGACUUGUCCAGGGUGUACCCUGCCUUUUGCCCGUAGUCAGCUGGGAUAGGCUCCAGCUUGCCUGCGACCCUGUAGAACAGGAUAAAGCGGCUAGAGAUAAUGAGAUGAGAGAUGAGACCAACAUGCAGCCCAGUGGGAAUUCUCCUGGUAUUCCCAAUUAGCCACUCUGGCACUGAUGCCAUCAGUUUUUUUCUAGUAUAAAUGUUCAGAGUUUCUAUGAGACAUGGAGUAUAUAUGUCUGGUCACUGUAGGCUAUACUACCAAUUAGGAUCAUUUAGCCACUUACAGGACACCAGAUGUUCUAGAGUUACACCACUGGAAAGUGUUUGCUAGCCAAAUGACAUGUCCUGUCUUUUAGUGGUAAUCCAUAAUCAUAAGCGGAAAUCUUUUUAGCGAAUGUCAAUCCAAUUCCUUAAUAAAUUCUUGAUUUUGGAUAAAUAAUAAUUCCUAAAUAAAUUCUUGAUAGAUUCUGUAGUCAGAUUAUAACCAUGUAGCAUCAGGUUGCUUUGUUUACUGAGGUCUUUUUGCAGCCAGUUUGUGGGCACAUACUGUAUCUUUUCCUUUAUAUCUGUUUUCAUUUUUAUUGUUGAUAUAUAAAUUGUAAAGUAGAUGGACAUUUUUUUCUAUCAAAGAUUCUAAAAAUCUAUGCUAACGUUUGCACUCCACUGCAGUAUGAGUCCCAUUUAUGAAUGUAGAGUAAUAUGUCUGUUGCUAUGUUCAACAAAUCUAAAUAAAAUAUCAUUUAUUUUAA
Molecule: messenger RNA, 2859 nt
Organism: Neoarius graeffei (lesser salmon catfish)
Lineage: Eukaryota; Metazoa; Chordata; Actinopteri; Siluriformes; Ariidae
Exons: 7
Coding region: 307-969 (220 amino acids)
Biological process (GO): cytokine-mediated signaling pathway
Cellular component (GO): external side of plasma membrane
Molecular function (GO): protein binding; cytokine receptor activity
Source: RefSeq, a predicted model, not a curated record